GGACACCGUGCUGUGCAUGGAGCCAACAUGGGUCUUGAUCUCAUAACCUAAGAUUAUGACCUAAGCUGAAACCAAGAGUCAGAUGCUUAACCAACUGAGCCACUCAGGCACCCCCCAACAAUUCAUACUUUAAUAGUAGCAACUUUAUAAUAUGUUCCAGCUUACUCACCCCCAACUCCCAUGUUCUUUUGCAGGAUUUUUCUGGCUUUGUUGUAUGUUUGCCCUUUCAGAUGAACUUCAGAACUAACUUGUCUAAUUCCAGGAAAAAACCAAAGUGGUAUUUUUAUUUAGAUUGCUUUAAAUUAAUACAUUAACUUGGAACUGAACAUCUUUGUGAUGCUGAAUUUUCCUAAUCAAGGCAUGUUUUUCCAUUUCCAGUUCAAGUUUGGUUUCAUGACGUUCAAGUGUGUUUUGUGUUAUUUUCUUAUUUAAGUUUUGGGCAUUUUUAUUUUAUUUUUUUUACAAAAGAUUUAUUUACCUAUUUUAGAGAGAGAGAGAGAGAGAGCGCGAGCAUGUGCGUGUUGGGGAGGGACAGAGGAAGAGAAGCUUCUAGCAGAUUCUCUGCCCAGUGCAGAGCCCAACAUGGGGCACAGUCUUGAGCUCAUCACCCAUGAGAUCAUGACUUGAGCUGAAACCAAGAUUCAGCCCAACUGACUGAACCACACAGGUACCCUAAGUUUUGGACAUUUUAAAUUAUGCAAAGACUUUUAGUCAUAAGACAUCUCAAAAAACUUACUAUAGUAAGCAGAAAAAUUGAGGAUUAUUGCUGUAGGGACUUGCAUUUUUUCUGUAUUGGAAUUAUUAAUGCUAUUGAUAUUAUCUGCAGUAGUAGAUUUUUUGUAUUUGUAUUUAGUUUCUUUACUUCAGGUCAUUUUUAAUGCACCUGUCUUUAGGAGGCAGAAAGUUGUACACCUUGGUGCAGUAAAAGAAGAACAAAAAUAAAACCAAAACCAAAGGCUGACUAGGGAAGGUGAUGGGUAGGGGAGGGAGAGAGCUGUCGAGACGCUUAGGCUGUGGAUGGUAUCUACAGUUAAGUUCAACCUUUAUAUAAAUUGCUAAGCCUGUAGUGUUCUUAUCCCCUAAAAGAAUUUUGAAAAACUAUUUGCCUCCUCACACAUUUUUUAGUUGACAUCUAACAUUUUUACCAUAAAUUUAAACUGUUGCAAAUAAUGUGAUUUCCUGUUUGUGGUAAGUGGUGUCAUUUAAAAAUGAUAUCAUUACAUCAUUCUUUUGAAUGUAGCCAAUGGAAUUGGAAUAACAGCAUUUUUAAGACCUCUGGUCAUGCAUUAAAGAAAUAUAAACAGGAUCUUUGACAGCUAAAUUUGACAUUAUUUUUCUCUUUAAGUGUGCAUUUCCUUCCCCUUCCUACAUAGAAUUACAUUGUAUUGAAAUACACUUUGGUGCUGGUUUCUUGUUGACCACUGUAUCGUAUGUCUUGGUAAUAAAAAUGCAUAUAAAUUUAAAAUAAUUAUUUAAAAUUUUUCUGUGAUCAUAGGCUUUAAGUGCUAAGACAUUUUCUACUGGAUUGUUACUAUUACAAUUAUGAGCAGUAUAAAAUUUAUCCAACCAGCACAAAUGUAUUAAAAUAUUUGAGAAUCAUUUUUUUUUUUUAAAAAGCAAAGUUUUAUUGGAAAUGCCAUUUCUUAGAUGAAUAAGACUGGUUUUAUUUCUUCUUGUUUGAAUAAUACUUCUCACCAGAAUAAGUAGGGUUUAGUAAUAAUUCUGCUUCUAUUUUUGUUUUUAUAGCUGUAAUCUGGAGAAACUUGGUUCACAUGAGUCAUAAAUAGUAAUAAAAAGAGGUUUUAUUAGAACCAGUCAUUCAGUUCUUUGACCUGCUUCCAUGUCACAUGCCAAAAGCACAUAGCAAUUUACUAUCAUUGCUUUUAAGGAGCUGCUGGACAACUAGAUGAUGUCUUUCUCUGGUUUUGUUCAAAGUAAAGAGUUGGAAAUCACCUCAAUUGCCAAAUAAUUUGUUAAUCAGGCAGUAAGGUCAUUUACUUUCUGGAACUGACAGCAGUAGAAUUUGAACUGUGCUUAUACUUGGAAUCCCAGUGAUCAGUGUAGCCUGACACCAUGCAUCCUAGAAAGAUACAGAGUAUGAAAAUAGUUUGCCCUUUUUUUUUUUUUUGGAAAUUGGGAGGGGAGGGACUUUAUGUGAAGGGAAGGGGAAAAGGAAGAGGGCUGGUACUCUCUCCUAUUCUGCAGCAGAUCAAUUUUAGGUAAGAGUAAAAAUGGAAAUUGAGGAUUUGGAUAUUUAUGUGUGAAAAUAUCCCCAUUCCAGUUUGUAUUCUGAACCUCAUAGAGUACAUAGUCCCACUUUGAAGACCCCCACUCCAGGCGGUCCACGAGAGAAGGGACAAUACUUGGGGCUACGUUGGUCUAACAAAAAGAAACACAACAGCCAGAAGUCAGCAGGAGAGGUGUUGCUAUGCUCAGGAGAACUUAAACAUACCAGUAUUGCUUACACAGGAGCACCACCUGGUGUAUCCAUAUUGUCUUCACAAGAUGUUUUUUAUGUGGUCAGUGAAAAACAAAACAAAACAAAAUGUUUAACAUGGACACUCACCAAAGAAGACACGCAGAUCGCAAAUAAGCAUGUGAAAGAUGCUCCACUUCAUGUGUCAGCAGGAAAUGCAAAUUGGAACAAUAAUGAAAAAAAAACAAUAACACGGACAUACAAUAUAUCUAUUAUAUAUAUAUUCUAAUAUAUCUAUUAGAAUGGUCAAGAUCCAGAACACUGACAACGCCAAGGGCUGACAAAGAUGUGGAACCUGGGAACGUUCAUAGAGUGCCAGUGGGAAUGCAGAAUGGUACCGCCACUUUGGAAGACAGUUUGGUGGUUUCCAGUAAGAUGAAAUAUACUUUAACACAUAGUCCAUCAGUUGUGCUCCUUGGUAUUUACCUGAAGGAAUUAAAGACUUGGGGUGCCUGGGUGGCUCUGUUGGUUAAGUGGCUGCCUUUGGCUCAGGUUGUGAUCCCAGGGUCUUGGGAUUGAGUCCCACAUUGGGCUCCCUGCUCAGUGGGGGGCCUGCUUCUCCCUCUGUCUCUGCCCCUCCCCCUCAUUGUGCUCUCUCUUUCUUCUCUCCCUUAAAAAAUACAUAAAAUCAUUAAAAAAAAAAAAAAAGAUGCUUGAGAGCGCACCUUGAGGUCCUUUCUUUGUUUCUUUUUUUGUUUCUUUCUUUAUUAAGGAGUUAAAAGCCUACACAAAAACCUAUACAUAGAUGUUUAGAACAAUUUUAUUUAUAAUUGCCCAAACUUGGAACCAACCAAGAUAUUCUUCAGUAGGUGAAUGGAUAAGUAAACUGUGCUACAUCCAGAACAAAAUAUUACUCAGUGUUAAGAAGAAAUGAGCUUUCAAAAGGCAUGGAGGAAGCUUAGACAUAUAUGACUAAGUAAAAGAAGCCAGUGCAAAAAGGCUAUAUACUGCCUGUUUCCAACUAUAUGACAUUCUGGAAGAGGAUGGAGGCAAUAGAAAGAUUAAUGGUUGCUAGGAGUUGGGGAUGGGUGGCCAACAGAUGAACAGGCUGAACACAGAGGAUUUUUAGGGCAGUGCAAGUAUGCGUGAUAACAUGAUGGUGGAUGUGUGUCAUGAUGCCUCUGUUCAAACCCAUAGGAUUUGUGAAACCAAGAGUGAACCUUAAUGUAAAGUAUGAACUUUGGGGGAUUAGCUUGUGUCCAUGCAGGUUCACCAAUGAUAACAAGUGUUGGAAGAGACCACAAAUGUUGGAAUCUUGCCUGUGUGGGAACAGGGGGCAUUGGGAAAUCUCUGUACCUCCUUCUUCAUUUUGCUCUGACGUUGAACUUAAAACUGCUCUAAAAAUUAAAAUCUUGAAACAAACAAUAUGUUGAUUUUGAAUUCUGUUGAGUAGCAUCUAUGUGGACCUUCAAUAACUUGAAUUAGCUAAGUUUGAAGAAUAGAGGAUUCAUUGGCCUAUUUUUUUAGAGCCAAGGCCAUCUGUCUCGUAAUGGAUUGAGUCCCUUUCCUGGUGGAAUGAAUUUGUGGUGCAGGUCUGUGAGUGCAGGUAUGUGUAUGUUCUGGCAGAAGAAAUUUCAGAAGUACUGCCUUAAAUUAUGUACUCUUCAAAGCCUCAGCUGGACUCUUGAGAGAAAGAAAAUAGAUGAAGGCCUAGGGUUAGGGACUGAAAUGCAGCAUGAUAUUUGCUGCGUGUGAGCAAAGCCAUUUGUGGGGGACAUGCAAGAGGCAUCAUCAUUGAUAUCAUAUAGUGAAAAGUCAGGGAACCGGACCUACAUUUUGGCACGCAGAGUGGUCAUCUCACUUCACCUUUGAGAAUACCUCUCACUGCACCUCUCUGUAGGGCAAAAUGUUCCUUAAGAAUUUGCUUUUGACUUUCCCUCUCCCACAAUACCUUGCGCUCUUCCUUUCCAACCCGGGCCCGGCAGAAUGGCUCCCGCGAAGAAGGGUGGCGAAAAGAAGAAGGGCCGUUCUGCCAUCAGCGAGGUAGUGACCAGAGAAUAUACCAUCAGCAUUCACAAGUGCAUCCAUGGAGUGGGUUUCAAGAAGCGUGCCCCUUGGGCACUCAAAGAGAUCCGGAAAUUUGCCGUGAAGGAGAUGGGAACUCCAGAUGUGCACAUUGACACAAGGCUCAACAAAGCUGUCUGGGCCAAAGGAAUAAGGAAUGUUCCGUACCGCAUCCAUGUGCGGUUGUCCAGAAAACAUAACGAGGAUGAAGAUUCUCCAAACAAGCUCUACACACUGGUCACCUAUGUACCUGUCACCACUUUCAAAAAUCUACAGACAGUUAAUGUGGAUGAAAACUAAUGGCUGAUUGUCAAAUAAAGAUAUAAAACUGAAAAAAAAAAAAAAAAGAA
Molecule: messenger RNA, 4830 nt
Organism: Mustela lutreola (European mink)
Lineage: Eukaryota; Metazoa; Chordata; Mammalia; Carnivora; Mustelidae
Product: large ribosomal subunit protein eL31-like
Exons: 1
Coding region: 4403-4780 (125 amino acids)
Biological process (GO): cytoplasmic translation
Cellular component (GO): cytosolic large ribosomal subunit; ribosome
Molecular function (GO): structural constituent of ribosome
Source: RefSeq, a predicted model, not a curated record